Molecule: messenger RNA, 214 nt
Organism: Sphaeroforma arctica JP610
Lineage: Eukaryota; Ichthyosporea; Ichthyophonida
Exons: 1
Source: RefSeq, a predicted model, not a curated record
GUGACUGUAGAAGCCACCGAAGACUGUGAUCUAUUCAUACUCACACGCCACGACUUGUUGGAGCUGAUGGAAGAAUUGCCAGAACUCAGAGACAAAAUCAAGCACAACCUAAUUGAGAUGAAGAUGGAGAUUCACGAACUCAAACAUUUCGAAGUCAAUGACCUGGAGAUGCGUGACGAGAUGACUGAGGUCGAUCCCUAUGGCAACAUCAUUG